AUGACAAGAGUAGAAUCCCCCAUUGCAGCUCCAGUAGUGGAGAAUGACUCAUAUAUCAUUUCAAUCUUGCAGCCUGGCAAGUGGUUUGACAGACCACCCCUGUUACCUCCCAACCCAAGAUUACAUGAUACAGCCAGAGCUAUUAAAGCAGAAGUCAAUGAAAUAUUGCAAGCGCUGAAAAGACACAUACCUGCAGUAAAUCAAACUCAAUUGGAACUCACCAGCAGUGGCGCACACAGCCUGGUCACCUUAAUGAACCCAAAGGAGAAUUACUGUGUGGGAGAGAUCGUCAGUGUCCGAGUGGAGAUGAACGACUUCCGGGGCAAACCCAAGACAUACGGAGGAGACUUCAUUCUGGCUCGGAUCCAUUCUCCAGAGCUGAAAGCAGGAGCGGCCGGCGUGCUUGAGGAUUUCAACAACGGGACCUACCGCGUCAACUUCACCUUGUUUUGGCCGGGCAGCGUGAAAGUUUCGGUGCUUCUGAUACAUUCAAGCGAAGUGCUCUCGACAUUAUGGCAAGCUAAAGAGUAUUGCAAUGAUAAAUUUAUUUUCACAGGCACCUUUCGUAACAGCACGCUACAGGAGACAUCUAGAUGUGACAUUCAUCUGAGCACAAAUGAAACUGUCUGCGAAUUCAAAGACGAGAGGAACCAGGAGUCGUUUUUCUGUUUCAAACCUAAAACACUGCCGUGUGAGACCCUGCAUUGCACAAGCUCGAAUAACAGAAAACCAUCCUGUCUGGCCGAAGCUGAGAUUCAAAUUCUGGAGAGGUUUAAGGUUGGUGUGACAAUCCAAAAUGAGUUCCAAGACAUUACAGUGGUUACCUGUAAAGAUCGUGUUCCACAAGCUGUUGGGAAUUGUGAGAUGGGAAUGAGCUCUCCUACCCCCAGUGGAUUUUUCCAUUCAGGCAGGUGGAGUUCUUCCUAUUGCAGAAUGAGCAGCUUCCAAAGUGUGAGCGACAUGAACCAGUGCCUUCAGGGGAAACAGGUUUACCUGCGGGGCGACUCUACAAUGCGCCAGUGGAUUGAAUAUUCCACAUACAAACUAAACGACCUGAAGUACACAAGUAAAACAGAGCCCCAGGCACCCAAGCUAGCUAUUGACAAGAGGAGAAACAUAACCAUAUCCUGGAAGAUGCACGGAUUCCCUUGCGUUUCAAAUGCUCCAUGCUUCAUCAGUGGUGGCAUAUAUAUUGUUCGAGAACUGGACAGACUCGCUGGAGGGGAGAACACUGUUGUAGUUAUCUCAAUUGGUCAGCACCUUCGUCCUUUCCCCUUGAAGCUCUAUGUUACAAGAAUGGUGAACAUCAAGCAUGCUGUCGCAAGACUUCUUCAGAGAAGCCCUUUAACCAGGGUGUUUGUUAAAUCAGAGAACACCAGAGAACUCAACUCUUACAUGAUCCAAAUGAACAACUGGCACGGUCACCUCCAAAACCUGGCUCUGAAGGAGGUGUUUAGGGGGGUGAAAGUGGGGUUCAUAGACGCUUGGGACAUGACUUAUGGGCUAAACGGAGUGCCAGGUCACAACAAGGUGCCUCUGUAUGAGAUAUCCAACGUGAAAUACAAUAGAAUCCUGUUCUACAGGAUGCACCAAAUCCAGGAUUCGGUUUCGGAUUCAGCCUAA
Molecule: messenger RNA, 1623 nt
Organism: Acipenser ruthenus (sterlet)
Lineage: Eukaryota; Metazoa; Chordata; Actinopteri; Acipenseriformes; Acipenseridae
Product: NXPE family member 1-like
Exons: 5
Coding region: 1-1623 (540 amino acids)
Source: RefSeq, a predicted model, not a curated record